Messenger RNA from Pungitius pungitius (ninespine stickleback), 2556 nucleotides. RefSeq names its product twinfilin-2. NCBI's taxonomy places the organism in Eukaryota, Metazoa, Chordata, Actinopteri, Perciformes, Gasterosteidae. Gene Ontology annotation, cellular component: myofibril; actin filament; cytoplasm. Gene Ontology annotation, molecular function: actin monomer binding; actin filament binding. The transcript has 8 exons. The record is from RefSeq and is a predicted model, not a curated record. Bases 1000 to 2088 code for a protein of 362 amino acids. Gene Ontology annotation, biological process: regulation of lamellipodium assembly; barbed-end actin filament capping; actin filament depolymerization.
CCUUGGGAUGAAAUAGUGAAUUGUAUAUUGCAUCUUUGCUAUAAUAAUUACGUUUAUACAACACGUUUGAAAGAAAAUAAAAUAAAUUAUAAAGUACAAAUAGGCAAUUACUUACUAGUCACAUUGGCAGAUUUUGAUCAAGUCCAUAUGAUUUUUUUUUUUUUAUUCAAUCUUGCUUGUAAUGACAUUUAAAGUUUUUGGUGUAACAUAACUUUUCAUGUUUGAUGUCCAGUUAAAAUUAUUUUGUAAUAUUAAGAAAGACCCCUACAUAUCAGUGGAAAGUUGGAUCUGACGUUAGGAAAAUGCUGUCACCACAUCCACGUGAUUUGUGAUUGUAAAAACAUCUUGCACAAUCUAUUGACCCAUCACGGUGGUCGUGUGUAAAUUGAGAUUCACAAUGUUUGAUAAGUUGGGCAAACUUUCCAGGAAAAAAACUCGGUACUUGCAACCUCUUUUUUUGUUUGUUUAUAACAUUAAUUUAUGUUUUUAGCUCACAUCUGAGUGGGUUUGGCAUUUUGCUCAACAGUACGUGAUCAGAUUGAUUAAAACGCGAGAGAUGUAAGACUGUGUGCGUUAAUAGUAAAACAACAGCUCAGCGGGGAGUCUUGUGAAAGUACAUCUCAACUCAAGUUCUUCUUGGCUCAGAAGUUUUAUUUUGCGGGUCCUCCGGCUCCUGCCCCCCACCCCCCCCCACGCAGUGCUGGGCCGUCUGUCACACGGAGCUAAAUGUGGGAGAGGUGAUCAGGUUUCCCUGCCCGCGUGCACGUGAUGCUGUCCCCAGUUACUUGAGGCGAUGCCCCUUCUCUCAACGAGUCCAGACGCACGGCGAGCAGCACGCAUCGACCAGACCCGACCCGAGCCGAGCCGAGUCACCUGCAGUCAAGUUUAACCUGUGGCUGGACUUUAGUGUUUGCUGACUGGACGUUUUUUCUGUCCCGUCCGUUGUUUCUUCUGUCCUCGGCGGAGGCUGCCGCAGUGCGUGGCGGGGCAGGAAGGGACAUGUUCCUCUCACUUGUGGUGACGUUGGAGCUGAGGGACUUCCUGGCCAGGGCGAGGGGUGGAGCGGUGCGCCUCAUCCAGGUGCGCAUCCAAGAUGAGCAGCUGGUGCUGGGAGCCUACAGGGAGCCAGAAGAAAGCUGGGAAAGGGAUUAUGAUCACUUCCUGCUUCCUCUCCUGGACGAGCAGGAGCCCUGCUACGUCCUGUACCGCCUCGACUCCCAGAAUGCACAGGGCUACGAGUGGAUCUUCAUAUCGUGGUCUCCCGAUCAGUCUCCAGUGAAACAAAAGAUGCUGUACGCCGCCACCCGUGCCACAGUGAAGAAAGAGUUCGGUGGUGGCCAUUUGAAGUACGAGAUCUUCGGCACAGCUGAGGAGGACGUCUGCUUGCUGGGCUACCAGCAUCACGUGUCCUCGUGCUCAGGUCCUGCGCCGCUGACGUUAGCCGAGCAGGAGCUUCAGAAGAUCAAAAUGUCAGAGGUGAGAGGUCAACAUGCCCUCUGCAGGGCGGCCAUCGUUUCACAUGUGAAAACAGACAUCAGCGUAGAGACGAAGCACCAGACCCUCCAGGGAGUCGCUUUCCCACUGCAGGAAACGGCCAAGAGAGCCAUGCAGCAACUUUCCCAAAAACGCAUAAACUACGUACAGCUGAGGUUAGACGUGGAGAAGGAGACCAUCGAGCUGGUCCACUCGCACCCGACGGAAACCCGCGAUUUGCCCCGCCGGGUUCCCAGAGACUCCGCUAGAUACCACUUCUUCCUCUACAAACACUCCCACGAGGGAGACUACCAGGAAUCCGUGGUAUUCAUAUACUCCAUGCCUGGGUACAGCUGUAGCAUUAAGGAGCGGAUGUUGUAUUCCAGCUGCAAGAGUCGACUACUGGAGGAGGUGGAGAAAGAUUACCAUUUGGAAGUUGCUAAAAAGCUGGAGAUCGAUGACGGAGAUGAGCUGACGGACGAGUUUCUGUACGAUGAGGUCCAUCCCAAGCAGCACGCUCACAAACAGGCCUUCGCCAAGCCCCGAGGCCCAGCAGGAAAGAGGGGACACAAGCGCCUCAUUAAAGGGACGGGAGAGACCACGCUGCACAGCUAGAGGGGGACGCAUUCCUCCGAGAGUCCAGUCUGCACUUCCAGCCCUCCUUCGUUCCCCAGACCGCGCUAACACCUCGUCAGGCUCAGGGGGAACGAGCACAUUCUGUCUCUGUUUGCUGUCUAACUAAUAUAUAUAUGUAUAUAUAUAUAUGCAUAACUAUAGAUCGGACUCCCCCACAGGCAAAUCAAGGUGCAUGCACAUUUAUACAAAGGUUUAUUAAUAAAAGGAUCAGAAGAGUCGGGCUGGAACCAGGGCGGAUGGGCUUUUUACUGUAAAUCUAAUUUCUCUGUUUCCUCCACACUUAUGAAAAUAUGUCUGCAGUUUACAAUGCGAUGGGUGUGUGAUGAAUUGUGCGUGCUUAGUCAGACAUCUUCAGCCGUCACAUUUGGCCUUCAGUUACAAGUUUUGUACCAAUGAUGUUUUUAAGACAAUGUGGAAGGAAAUUCCAAAUAAAAUCUCUUUAUAGAC